Molecule: messenger RNA, 2855 nt
Organism: Parasteatoda tepidariorum (common house spider)
Lineage: Eukaryota; Metazoa; Arthropoda; Arachnida; Araneae; Theridiidae
Product: dicarboxylate carrier UCP2
Biological process (GO): transmembrane transport
Source: RefSeq, a predicted model, not a curated record
AAAAUUUUUGCUCGAAAUUUUAACUCCAACCUUGAAGGAGCCUGGAUACAGAGAAGUCCCUGCAAGGAUUGGAUAUUUGGAACACUCCUUCAGAAUCCCGUUCUCUGAUUGGUUUAGCUUUCUCUGUAUUUAAACAUGCAACCUGAUUUUUGUUACAGAAUUCAAUGGAAACUGAGAGACCUAUUAUUAUUAUGAAAAACACAAGUUACCGAACAAAGUCUAACAAACAUCUAGUCAGUCGUGGUACUGAAAUUUCUAUAUAUUGGAGUAGUAUAUCGUCUAGUAGUAUGAAAUUAUAGUUAAACGAAAAUAUCCACAAGGCAGUCAUCCAUACCAAGCAGCUCUUAAACGUUUUUAUUUUCAUCGAAAAGCAAGCAGAUUUUUAGAAUACUUUGUUCAAUAUUUGAGUAACUUAUUUGAAGUAAUAUCAAAAUGGUUGGUUUAUCUGCACCUAUCAAAGAACCCACUGUGGGUGUGAAGUUUGUAAGUGCUGGUGUAGCAGCAUGUGUUGCAGACAUGAUAACUUUUCCUUUGGACGUUGCUAAAGUCAGACUUCAGAUUCAAGGUGAAGGCAUAUCUGCUGCGAACUCAGCCAUGGCAUCCAAGAGAGGCAUGUUUGGAAUGUUGGUUAACAUCGUACAGAAGGAAGGACCCAAAAGUUUGUACAAUGGUUUAUGUGCUGGCCUCCAAAGACAGAUGUGCUUUGCCUCUGUUCGCAUUGGACUUUAUGACUCUGUGAAAAAUCAAUACAGUGCUUUAGCUUCUGGAAAUGUACCUGCUGGACAUGUAGGGAUACGUAUCCUUGCUGGUAUCACUACUGGUGGGAUGUCUGUAAUAUUUGCCCAGCCAACUGAUGUUGUUAAGGUCAGAAUGCAGGCACAAGUGACCGGGGUGGCUCCGCGUUAUGUAGGAACCAUGAGUGCUUACAAAACCAUUGCAGUUGAAGAAGGAAUGAAAGGAUUAUGGAAAGGUACUCUGCCCAACGUCACACGCAAUGCUAUUGUGAAUGCUGCGGAGCUUGUCUGUUAUGACCUUAUAAAAGAGUUCAUUUUACGCAAACAGCUAAUGACUGACAAUGUCCCGUGUCAUUUCACAUCUGCAUUCGCUGCUGGUUUCUGUGCCACCGUGGUGGCGUCUCCAGUAGACGUGGUGAAGACACGUUUUAUGAAUUCGCACCAUGGCCAAUAUGCAGGUGCUGUUGACUGUGCCAUCAAGAUGUUUAAAGAGGGUGGUUUAACUUCCUUUUACAAAGGGUUUAUGCCUUCUUUCAUCCGUCUUGGAUCCUGGAAUAUUUGUAUGUUUGUAACAUUUGAACAACUGAAACGUUUCUUCACUCACGUCAGCCAGAAUGGAAGAGUCAUUUCUCCUGUACCCAAAGUGUACGCAGAAACUCCCGCCAAGAUUGAGAAUCAUGUUGUUAGCUUGGAACGCCAACACUAUCAUUUUAACCCCGUGGUUAUAAGUCAGUGGGAAUAAGAUAUAUCCAAUUUCUCUUAGUAUAUUGGAUACUAAACCUUAUGCAUUUAAAACAUUGUUAUAUAUAUAUAGUUUUGUUGCUGCUAAAGUUUUCUCUGGGAACCUUUUUUGAAAUUUAAUAAUUAAAAAUUUCAUCUUUUUUUAUGCUGAAUGUUCGUAGGUUUUUGUUAUAAAUAAGUGACUAGUGCAAAUAAAGUAGCUGUAGAGUGUAGAUACUUACAACAGGAUUAAAGAUUUUUUUUUUUUAAAUUGUGUAAAAAAGUAAUUUGAUCUAAUAAAAAAAAAUUUCAAGUUAUUUUUGGCAUAAAAAAAAAGAAGCAUUUAUUCCCUUGAAAAUGAAUGACUUUUUUCCCUGUAUUUUAAGACAAUUGUUUUUCAAUCAACUUAGCCUACAUGUGCUGCAAUAUGCAUAUGUAAUGGUUAGAAAACUGCUGCUAUUUUUGCACCUACUAAGUUUCAAAAAAAUUUUUUUUACAUGCCUUAUUAAUUUUUGAAUAAUUUACUUUAAUUUUGUGAUUUAUUUAUGCCAUUCAUCUUUCUUAAUGGUAUUACCCUGGAAAAAGUGCUAUAACAGUUUCAGAAGAUUUGUGAUGCUAUUAUUCCAUUAUUGUUAACCAAACCAACAAUAUUGACUUGCUUAGUGCUUAACAAUCAAUUAUUUGGGAAUGAUUUUUAAUUUAGCAAUCAAAUAAAAUUGUUUGCUUAAAUGCAGUAAAAAUGUCAAUUAAGUAAUCAAGUAUAGUUUGAAGAAUACUAUUAAAUUUUAAAUAAGUUUUAUCCGAUUGAAGUUUAAUUUAAUUUUCAUGAAAAAGUGUUUCCCUGGAAAACUGUUAACAGCUUAUUUCUUUAAGCUGUAAUUGUAUUAGCUCCCUCUGAAAUUCGGCUCGCAAGGUUGGUUGACUUGCCAUAUUUGUCCUUGUAAUCCAUGGCACGCAAGUAAUUUCUGGCUUAAAAGAUAAUAUUUUAUUGUUUUCCUAGUUUUUAAAUUCAAAAUGCUGUUUUUGACUACAAGAGUUAAAUAUUCUGCUGAUUAACUGAUAAAAUUGUAGUGUGUAGUAUUUAUAGUUAUAUUGUGUUUUUAUUCGAGACAAAAGCCACUCAUUAGCCUUCUAAUGUUUCUUUUUUAAAUUUCAAUAAUUUCUUGCGUGUCAUGUGUAAAUAAUAUAUAUUGUCUGUGAUAAAACAAUACAAUUUUAUCUUUGGUUAUUGCUGUGUUUUUUUGUCUUGCUUUUUUUGUGGUAUAUUGUCAUGUAACAUUCCUUUUAUAUUGAAACACCCACUUUUCUCAUUUAGUUUUGUCAGGUUGUCUUCCACCGUGUCAUUUAUAGAAUUGAACAAAAAUAUCAUUUUGUAUUCUUGAAUAAAUUUUUGUGUGUUGA